AUGAGGCCACGGUUACAGCGGCUCUUGUCGCUCUUCUUAGGCAUUCUCUCGUUAUUUCUAUCCCUCUCUGCGGCGCAGUUCCACGGCAGCGAUCGAGCCCAUACUCAACAGCGACCGCUAGGGACAUCAUCCAACAAAUGGGGGGCAACGGGGCGAGACGGAGAGCCACUAUGGAGGUCACGAUGGGGCAACGCAGAAGGAGGUGCAAAUCCACAUCAAGGCAUACUAGCGUUCGACGAGGCUAUGGCACUCCUCCUUAAGAUCAAACCGUUAACGGCGCCAUGGUGGAAUUUCGACAAGAAGUCUGGAGUACUCGGAGCCAGCGCAUACUACGCCAAGGAGAUCUUCUUUCUCCUUUUCAUGAAUGGACCGCCACAGCAAGAGCUCUUGACGACAAGCCCGUCGCCCAAGAAGCUAGGCCCACCCCUAUUGCAGGCCGUCAGACUGCUGGAAGAAGCGGCGGCGCAAAAGAACCCCGACGCUGUCUUCACUCUCGCUGAGCUGAACUUCUACGGCAACUACACACACCCGCGCAACUAUUCCGAAGCCUUUCGACGAUACCACGAGCUCGCGACGUUGACUGGAAAUGCCUCCGCCCAACACAUGGUCGGGUUCAUGUAUGCAACCGGCAUUGGUGGAGCGGUCAAGCAUGAUCAAGCAAAAGCUAUGCUGUACUACACGUUGGGCGCGGAAGGGGGAGAUGUGCGGUCUGAGAUGGCCGUCGCGUACCGCCAUUCUGCUGGCAUAUCCACACCUCGGAAUUGCGAGGAAGCUGUGUAUUUCUACAAAGAGGCGGCGAAGAAGGCAAUUGCAUACAUGCGAUCUGGUCCUCCAGGGGGGCACUCGAUGCCCAGGGAGUCUUUCAGAAUUGCCGACGAGGAGGGCGGCGUCUACGGCGAGGGUGCAAGUGCAAGCAGCUCAGGACAGAACGCCAAAUUGGGUAGCGUCCACUCAGAUGCCUUUUCCUCGCUCGAUGACGUGGUUGAAUACAUGGACCUACAGGCCAGGAAAGGAGACGCUAGGGCCAGCUUCAACCUGGCCAAAUUGAAUUACGACGGCGCCCGGACUUCGAAAAGAGACCUCCCGGCGGCGAAGAAGCGGUUCUUGGAACUUGCCCGCAUGCACUGGACCAAGGAUGGGAAGACUAGACCAAACGUCUCGCCUACCACCGAGAAACUGGCGUCCAAGGCUGCUGGAUACCUUGGUCGCAUGUUUCUCCGUGGCGAAGGCAUGCCACAGAGCUUCGACAUUGCGAAGACCUGGUUUAGGCGCGGUAUUGAGUACGGGGAUGCAUUGUCACAGUAUUCGAUGGGUGUUAUGUACCUAAGAGGACUCGGUGUACCUCAUGACCCCGUCAGGGCUGCAGAACUCUUUGGUGCUGCAGCGGACCAAGAUCUUGCAGUCGCUCAGGUCAGACUCGGCGCGCUCUUCCUUGAUCAAGGCGAUGUUCCGGUCGCUAUCAAGUAUUUCGAGUUGGCGGCUAGGCACGGACAUCUCGAGGCAUACUACUACCUGGCUGAGCUCACUCACAAUGGCGUCGGCCGCGAUAAGUCUUGUCCCGUCGCGGCUGCUUAUUACAAGAUUGUGGCCGAGAAAGCUGAACUCGUGUCGACGUCUUUUCCGGAAGCAAAUGAGGCAUACGUGAACGGCGAUCUUGAAACAGCGCUCGUUAGCUACAUGAUGGCAGCUGAGCAAGGAUUCGAAGUUGGGCAAGCAAACGUUGCAUAUCUGCUUGACCAAGCCAAGCCUCGGUUUACCUUAGGCUCACUGAUCCCAUUCAUGAGAAAGCAGGUGUCGCUAGCUGGCGAUGCCGUUUUAGCUCUUAUAUAUUGGACUCGUUCCGCCGAGCAGAAGAAUGUCGACUCGAUGGUCAAGAUGGGUGACUACUAUCUCCACGGACUCGGUACUUCUCCCGAUCGAGAGAAGGCAGCAGCAUGUUAUCAAGCAGCAGCCGAGACCAUGCAAAGCGCACAGGCUAUGUGGAAUCUGGGCUGGAUGCACGAGAAUGGCAUUGGUAUCGACCAGGACUUUCACCUUGCGAAACGACACUACGACUUGGCUCUUGAGACAAAUCCCCGCGAAGCGUAUCUGCCCGUGGUGCUAGCUCUAUACAAGCUACGCUUCCGAAGCUGGUGGAACACCAUCACGAACGGAAAGGUCAAGUCCAUUCAGAAAGAACCAGGUUCGUCGUCGUCUUUACCCUCAUCCGCUCCUUCCUCUCCCAAAUCAUCACUUGCUAAUAGUAUUCAUCUAGUCAUCAAGAAAGAAUGGACCCUCUCCGAGUGGCUAUCCGCCUUCCUUGAAGCCGAACUCGCCGGCUGGGACGACUACGAGCCUGAUGACUACGAAGACACGCACGUUGCCACUGACGACUACUACGGCGACGGUUACCACGGCGGUGAAGUUGACUCCGAUAUCAUCGAGUCUCUUAUAAUUCUGGCGUUGUCAGGUGCAUUGGCCUUCCUAUUGUACUAUCGGGCACAGAGGCAGAGGAGGCAGGAAGAGGAGCGGAUGCGGAGGGAACAGCAGCAGCAACAAUUGAACCAGGGAGUGCCCAUGGCACCAGUGCAGGUUCAGCAACAAGGCCAGGCACAGCAGGAUAGGGGGUUAUUUCCGAAUGCAAAUGACCCCGAGUUCAUGGAUUGGGUCGCUGGUGGAAUAGGGCACUGA
Messenger RNA from Cucurbitaria berberidis CBS 394.84, 2670 nucleotides. RefSeq names its product HCP-like protein. The record is from RefSeq and is a predicted model, not a curated record. The transcript has 2 exons. Lineage: Eukaryota; Fungi; Ascomycota; Dothideomycetes; Pleosporales; Cucurbitariaceae. Gene Ontology annotation, biological process: ERAD pathway. The coding region runs from base 1 to 2670 and encodes 889 amino acids. Gene Ontology annotation, cellular component: endoplasmic reticulum membrane. Gene Ontology annotation, molecular function: protein binding.